AUGCUUUUCUGUAAUUCUAACGCUCUUUCUUAUCGAGCUCUUUCUGAGCCAAUAUUUUCCGAUUCUUUCUUUCCUUUCAUCACUUACUCUCUUAUUCCUAAUCUAGCUAUUGCUUUCUGUCUCUUUCUUUCUAUUUCAUUUUUCUACUGCUUUCUUCUAACAUCGGUAUUAAUUCUUCUCUUAAACAUUCGGUUUUCUUUCUUUAUUUCAACGCCGAAUUCUUCGUUUAUUUCUUAUUCAUCUCUCAUUGGUUUCUUUACCACGUUUUAUGCUAAUUUUCAAAUCUUUCUUUCCCGCUUUUUGAUCAUCUCUUUCCUUAUAUCCCUUUUCUUACACUUUCUCUGCUUUUUGUUGUUUUUUUUUUCUUUCUGCCCAUUCAAUGUUAUUUUAUUUUCCUUUCGUCGUUUUCUUUGUCUUUCUUUUCAGAUUUUAUAUGUUUGUAGCGUACGUACCAAAUAUAGCGUCGGGUCGAUUCACUAA
Molecule: messenger RNA, 480 nt
Organism: Acanthosepion pharaonis
Lineage: Eukaryota; Metazoa; Mollusca; Cephalopoda; Sepiida; Sepiidae
Source: the annotation of a GenBank genome assembly